Molecule: messenger RNA, 1044 nt
Organism: Rhincodon typus (whale shark)
Lineage: Eukaryota; Metazoa; Chordata; Chondrichthyes; Orectolobiformes; Rhincodontidae
Gene: cdk5r2a
Product: cyclin-dependent kinase 5, regulatory subunit 2a (p39)
Exons: 1
Coding region: 1-933 (310 amino acids)
Biological process (GO): activation of protein kinase activity; positive regulation of cyclin-dependent protein serine/threonine kinase activity; brain development
Cellular component (GO): protein kinase 5 complex; cytoplasm
Molecular function (GO): protein kinase binding; cyclin-dependent protein serine/threonine kinase activator activity
Source: RefSeq, a predicted model, not a curated record
AUGGGCACGGUCCUGUCUCUGUCCCCGGAGCCCAAGGGCAAAGGUGGCACGGUGGAGGACGGCCACCCUGGAGCGGGCAAGAGCGCUAAAGAGAGGAGCCUGAAGAAGCACUCAGUUCUCAUCUCCGCCCUGACCUGGAAACGCCUGGUAGCCGCCUCGGCCAAGAAGAAGAAAGCCAAGAAGGUGAACCCGAGCCAGCCUCCUCAUGCCAAUGACCACGCCAGCGGCGCCAUCGGUAGCAGCAACAACAACAAUCCAGUCAAGCAACUCAACGAGAAGAACCUGAAGAAAUCCUACCCCCCGCUGCAACCCGCUGCUCAGCACCGGGCCAUUCCAGUGCCAGUGCCAGUUGUACCCCCCAGCAGUGCCAGGCAGCUGGGAUCGGUGCAGAAACAAGCCAGCGGCCGCAGUCUGGCCUCUCCACGCCGUGUGGUGGUGCAAGCGUCCACCGGGGAGCUGCUGCGUUGCCUGGGCGAGUUCCUGUGCCGGCGCUGCUACCGCCUGAAGCAGCUGAGCUCCGGUGAGGCGGUGCUCUGGUUCCGGGGGGUGGACCGGGCUCUGUUGCUUCAAGGUUGGCAAGACCAAGGCUUCAUCAGCCCGGCUAAUGUGGUCUUCGUCUACCUGCUGUGCCGGGAGGUGGUGAGCGAAGAGAUCGCCAGUGACUUCGAACUGCAGGCCACCUUCCUCACCUGCCUGUACCUCGCCUACUCCUACAUGGGCAACGAGAUUUCCUACCCCCUCAAGCCCUUCCUGGUGGAAGCCAACAAGGAGGUUUUCUGGGACAGAUGCCUCUCCAUUAUCGGCCAGAUGAGUGCCAAGAUGCUUCAGAUUAAUUCAGACCCGCAUUACUUCACUGAGGUCUUCCAAGACCUCAAGAACGAAGCCAGCAGCAGAGACUGUAGUGGACAAUACAUUAUAAAUCUGGACCGUUAGAGUGGCCCUGUCUUUCCUGUUUCUCUUAGCGAGAAAUCUAGUGUAUGUGUAUAGAGACAGACUGGUUGAUCAGAUCUAUUAGUAAGGGCUGCAGUCCCCAUGCAAAUGAGA